Ceratitis capitata (Mediterranean fruit fly) is the source of this 4278-nucleotide messenger RNA. RefSeq names its product platelet binding protein GspB. The record is from RefSeq and is a predicted model, not a curated record. The coding region runs from base 616 to 3309 and encodes 897 amino acids. Gene Ontology annotation, biological process: intracellular sterol transport. Gene Ontology annotation, cellular component: plasma membrane; endoplasmic reticulum membrane; endoplasmic reticulum-plasma membrane contact site. Gene Ontology annotation, molecular function: sterol binding; sterol transfer activity. Lineage: Eukaryota; Metazoa; Arthropoda; Insecta; Diptera; Tephritidae. The transcript is spliced from 8 exons.
UAUAGUAUAAUAAAAACAAAUUAUAUUUUAUUUAUAUAACACUUGCUGUAAAAAAAUAGCGCUUAGUUAACAUACUACGUAAAGUAAUACAGAUAUUUAUAACCAUAAAACACGAAAUGCCAGUUCCUAUAUUGAGCGCGCUGCGGCGGACGUAUAGGAUUUAGCAGCGCUGCGCCGCAUUAGUCAACCUCAAGUGUCAGCAAAUGAAAGCGCGUGAAAGCAUUUGCAAUUAACCGAUCGUGCGCGCGUUUGAGUGAGGUGAUCAAAGUGUGUGUGUACAAAAAAGUUAUUUGGCUAAGAAUUGGUGCGGCUGAUCGAUCGACUGCGCUGUACACACGUGUUCAACAUAUCCAAUUAGCACAUACGCCUCUUAAUACAGUGAAUAUAAAGAAAAAGUUAUACAACAAAAAGCGAUAACACAAACAGUACCGCCAAAUAUGUGCACUUAAUGAAAGGGUGUACAAAUAAAAAUGACAAAACCAUAAAUACUAAUGCAAUCACCAAACCAUAAAUGUAAACAAAGCCACCAUUUGAAAGCCAAUGCCAUAUGUUUGACAAAUUGAAUGAGACUUUAUAGUAUUUGGACGCUCGAAUUACGGAACCAUCACAACAACUAUGGCUGAUUCGGCAAAAAGUGCCGUUGUUGAGCCUACCCCAAAAUCAAUAUCUCGCAAUAAUUCCGAUUCACAUAUAGCACAUUUAAAUGCACAGAAAAAUCGCUCAAAUCUCUUUCUUAUUAAAUCCUAUAGUUUUAUCGAUAAAUCAUUGAAAAAUCAUGUGUUGCCAAAUAAAUCAAAGGAAGCAAACCAAAUGAAGUCGCAAAAAUUUAAUGCACAAAACUUCAUCUCACCGUUCACCGCCUCCGAAAGGUCACUAGAUAAUGUCAAGCGUGUAAAUAAUAAUAAGAAAAAAGUAAAAGAGAUAAAAACAAAAACAAAAACGAAAACGAACGAGAAUGAUUCGGAUGAGGAGGAUUUACGUGCUUUGUUGCGACAUCCCUCCGUCAUUAUGGAGGGUGUUGCGAGUGAAAUGCAUGCGCGUCCCAAAUCAAUGCCAAAUCCGGUGGCACAAACGGCGAACGUUUGUCAACAGUCAACAGACAACCAGGCGGCGACUUCGACAAUGGCGCCAUUGAAUAAAGCACAAAAUAAAUCCACAAAAAAUACAUUUAAACGCGAAUCCUUUCUACGUCACAGCUUGCAAUCGAUACGUCGUAGCUUUAGCGCGCAUAAAAAAUUCGCCGGUUUCGGGCAUACGGCAACGAAUUCCGGUACAUCGACGACUUCCGGCUGUUCGAAGGGAUCGAAAACAACAUGCACUUCCUCCACAUCAUCAACUAGCUCAACAUCAUCUAAGUUCUCUUCCGCCUCCUCAACAGCAUCGGUGACAUCGGCUGAUGUGAAACAAUCAGGGAAACGGUGUAAUAAUGGUGAAAAAGGCGACGUUACCGUAAUGCUAAAUGGCAAUGCCGUCAACUGGCAGGAGAGGGGGGAUAAUAAUAUGGAUAACUGUGAUAUUAAACAUGUUGUUGGCAAUGAAGGCAAGUCACAAGUGCAUGAAAAGGAUUUGCGUAAAAGCGUCAGUACAUUUGCUGCAACACCCAACGAUUCUACUUCCAUGGCACCAUUGCAAAGUCACGCUGAAACGCAGAGUGUCACAACAUUAAAUUUGCACGAAAAAGAAACUUCGCCAAGCGGCAGUAAUUCUCAGAGCAGAGCGCAGCAGAAGCAAAAGCAAAAGCAGCAACAACAUCAACGGCAGAGCUCCAAUCAAAGUGAUUAUUACACGACAGCCUAUUCGACGACAUCAUCGGACUGUUCAACACAAAAUUUGCGUUACAGUAGUGGCGAAGGAGGAUCCUUAAACCUCUUUGCACCAAGCGAAUCCUCAGCGAGCAUACGCAGCAUUAGUCCAGCGACCCGUAAAAGUGCUAACAACAGCAAUUGGAGCAGCCACAUCACGGCGAAGCAUGAGCAAUCGACAGCAGCAGCAACAGCUGCUGCCGCCGCUACAACAGCGGUGCCUGCCGAAAAGGAGAAGAAACGCAAAGAGGUAUCCAGUUCGCGUGUGAAAAAAUUUCAUCGACACUUUACGCAGGUCUCCAAAGAUGAGAAGUUAAUUAAUUACUUUUCCUGUGCACUUGUUAGUGACAUAUUGUUACAAGGCCACCUUUACAUAACAGAUCAGCAUUUUGCAUUCUAUUCAAAUGUGUUUGGUUAUGUGACCAAGGUUGUUAUACCCACAUCGUCCGUGACGAAGAUCUCUAAAGAGAAGUUGGCUAAAAUCAUACCAAAUGCUGUGGGUGUCGCCACUGCCGACGAACGACACGUCUUCGGUAGUUUUAUGAGUCGUGAGUCAGCCUUCCGUUUGAUGUGUAGCGUUUGCCCGCCACUCGCACCCAUUGAAAAUCUUCCAAAAGCACCCGCAGAUAUUGAAAUUUCCGAAGAAUACUCAAUUGAGGAUGAUAGUAGUUGUUCGAUUAGUGGAAAUGAGAGUCCACCGCAAGCGUUGGUGGCAGCUAUAGCCUCAACCGCCCAAGGCUUAGAUGAGUUGGGCCAAACGCUGAUACAUCGCAAUGUCGCCGGUUCCACUGUCAGCAUUGCCGACGGCACAGCAGCAGCAAGUGAAAACCAUCGAUAUUCCGAUAUUCCAAUAGAUGCCAAACAAGCCGGUGCUUUCGCCAAUACAAAUUUACGCGCAUCAGCACCGCCCACGGCACGCUACAAUACUAAUAGCGGCGGCAAAACUGCCAGCAGUGGUGAUGGACCAAGUGAUGGUAAUGCGCCACCUACAGGUAUUGCAUUGAUUGUGGCCGGCACUAAUACCUCCGCUUCGUCAUCGCCCACACCGUCUACAUCUUCCUCGAUGCCAACUAUAGUGAUGGCCACCAGUGCACCUAAAUCAGCAGCACAUGCUGCUGUAAAAAGCUUUAAGACGCUAACACAAAAAGCGCUGCUACGCUUGAAAUUCCCAACGGAAUUACAUGUGGUCUACUUGGGUGUGCUGCUCACUAUGGUAUUGGCGUUAUUCUCCGUUUUUCUGCUCUAUCGGAUAUUAGAUAUUGAAGCGAAAACGAGCGCAUACCGCACGUCGAACGAAUUCAAUUGGCGCACCGGUACGGAUGAUGAUAUAUUUGCAGAAGCUUUGCGUUGGCAAAAGGAGCUGCAAGCCAAAAGUACUGAAGAAGCUCAGGAUAUACUUACACACAAUUUGGAACAAAUUGCCAAGGUUCGUCGAAGCUUAGAAACACUCUCAAUGCUAAUCCAUGACCGAAGCUCAGCUUAUGAAAAAAGCGAUGGUAGUGACUGAAUUUAUAGUUUUUAAACUUAAUUUAUUUUACAAUAAUUACUAAAAAAAAAGCAGUAAAAGAAAAAUAAAUAAGUUGAAAUAUUAUCACAUACAUAAAUACAUACAUAGUUACACAUUAUAUAAAUUAAGCCGUAAACUACUAUUAUAAUUAAAAUAAUAAUAAUUAAGUUAAUGAAUUUUUGGAAGAAAAAUACUGCUAGCAAAACAAAGAAGAAGAAGAAACAGUUGAAACGCAUGAAGCGCAGCGAGCAAAGCGCAGCAGUAAAUUUGUUUUUAAUGCAGAAAAGAGGAGAAUAUUAUGUGGUUUUAUUCGGAAAAAACAAAAAAAUAAAUAAAGAAAUAAUGAAAUUACAAAUAUAAUAAUAUACAGUGCAGUGUUUUAAAAAAAGGGUGAAAAAAUUUUAAAGUUUUAAAAUAAAUUUAAUGCAAAAAAAUAACGCACGCACACAUUUGUGAAUGUCUGAUUAAAAAAAAAUUCUAUUUCUCUUUUGAAGUGCAUAUUUUGUCGAUUUUGUUGAUUUUUCACUCUUUUAAUAUUUUUCCAAAUAAUUUCUUUGUAUAAUAUAUGGCUGUGUGUGUUCAAGUCAACAUUUUUUUAUGGUUCCUAUUAAUUGUUCAAACAUUAUUGUAUGUAUUUUUGGUAUUGUAGUCACAAUCAUGUGCUAAAGAUAUGUAAGGCAAAAAAAAAAAACUAAUAGAAAGCACAGAGCAGGAAGCGGAAGUGGAGAAGAAGCGAUAUUGUGCUUUUGACAUUUUAUGCAUUUUAAAAUGAAUUUAUGUAUUAUACCUGUGCUUGAUUCGAUUUUUUCUACAUAUACCUACACACAUACGUGUAUGCAUAUUCUUUUUCUCAUUUAUUUAAAGACACUCAAGAAUAGUUGAAAUAUAGUUCAACUAGCUGCUGCAGCGCUGCGCAAUGAAUUGCAAAAAAAAAAAAAAAAAAAUAUUAUUAUUCACUGUCAUGAAAAA